Eruca vesicaria subsp. sativa (arugula) is the source of this 1591-nucleotide messenger RNA. The record is from the annotation of a GenBank genome assembly. NCBI's taxonomy places the organism in Eukaryota, Viridiplantae, Streptophyta, Magnoliopsida, Brassicales, Brassicaceae.
AGCAUCCUUAGCCUUCUUCUCUUCUUGCGACUAUGGCCACACAUUCAGCUCUUGCCGUCUCCAGAGUCCCCGUCAAACCGAGGCUGCAGUCUAAGAGUGCCAUUCACUCUUUCCCAGCUCAAUGUUCCUCCAAGAGGCUAGAAGUGGCUGCAUUCUCCGGCCUGCGAGUCAGCAAUAACGGUGGGGAAGCAUCUUUCUUUGAUGCCAUAGCUGCACAAAUCACCCCCAAGGCUGUGGAAACAUCCACUCCUGUUAGAGGAGAGACAGUGGCAAAACUGAAGGUUGCCAUUAAUGGGUUUGGAAGGAUUGGUAGGAACUUCCUCAGGUGUUGGCACGGCCGCAAGGACUCUCCUCUCGAAGUUGUUGUGCUUAACGACAGUGGUGGUGUCAAGAACGCAUCCCACUUGCUCAAGUAUGACUCCAUGCUUGGAACCUUCAAGGCCGAUGUGAAAAUAGUCGACAAUGAAACUAUCAGCGUUGAUGGCAAGCUCAUCAAAGUCGUCUCAAACAGAGAUCCUCUUAAGCUUCCAUGGGCUGAGCUUGGCAUUGACAUUGUCAUCGAGGGAACAGGAGUGUUUGUUGAUGGGCCAGGAGCAGGGAAGCACAUUCAAGCUGGAGCCUCGAAAGUGAUCAUCACAGCACCAGCUAAAGGCGCUGAUAUCCCAACCUAUGUUGUGGGAGUCAAUGAGCGAGACUAUUCUCAUGAUGUUGCUAACAUCAUUAGCAAUGCAUCUUGCACCACCAACUGUUUGGCUCCCUUUGCGAAAGUUUUGGAUGAAGAAUUUGGAAUCGUCAAGGGGACAAUGACAACGACACACUCUUACACCGGAGACCAAAGGCUCCUAGAUGCAUCACACAGGGACCUAAGGCGUGCAAGAGCUGCAGCACUGAACAUUGUACCUACUAGCACAGGUGCCGCAAAGGCCGUGUCGUUGGUGCUUCCCCAGCUGAAGGGUAAACUCAACGGCAUUGCACUCCGUGUGCCGACCCCAAACGUCUCUGUGGUUGAUCUUGUUAUAAACGUUGAGAAAAAAGGUUUGACAGCUGAAGACGUUAACGAGGCCUUCAGAAAAGCGGCCGCUGGACCGCUCAAGGGAAUUUUAGACGUGUGCGACACGCCACUUGUCUCUUGUGACUUCAGGUGCUCUGAUGUCUCAACCACCAUUGACUCUUCCCUCACAAUGGUCAUGGGUGAUGAUAUGGUCAAGGUGGUCGCCUGGUACGACAACGAGUGGGGUUACAGCCAAAGAGUGGUGGAUUUGGCUCACCUAGUGGCUGCCAAGUGGCCGGGAGAGGUAGCUGCUGGAAGCGGAGACCCUUUGGAAGAUUUCUGUAAGACAAACCCAGCCGAUGAGGAAUGCAAAGUCUAUGAAUGAUUUCGAUCCUUUUCUCCAAACUGUCUCGAGCACUUUGUUUAAUUUUCCAGCGACAAUUUAUCGAAAUCAUACAAUUCGUACCUCUUAAACUCUAUCAUGUAUUUCGUUUUCUUCUUUUUACUAUUAUAUCGAAAGGCAUAGUAUGUAAUACCCAUUCCUUUUCAUUGCCGCAUAUGCGAUCUCGAGGAUACUAUAAUUUCAAUGUUAUGUGCGAA